CCCUCGCAAAAAGCCAGAUGCCUGUUGCCGUCGCGGCCACUGGAUGCGAAAUAUUUAUACGCGCUCCGCCCCCACAACCCGACACCCGCCUGCUCUCUCUCUCCCCUCGUCGUCUCGUCUCGUCUCGCGUCGUCUGCGCUCGUCACAGGUCUCGACUGCCGAGUGGGAGGAGAGGGGCGGCGGCCGGUCCGUCAUCCGUUGGUUCGGGAAUGGCGGCGCAGGCGGUGGUGCCGGCGAUGCAGUGCCAGGUCGGAGUGAAGGCGGCGGCGGGCGCCCGGGCGAGGCCGGCGGCGGCGGGAGGCAGGGUGUGGGGCGUCAGGAGUAGGACCGGCCGCGGCGGCGCCUCGCCGGGGUUCAAGGUCAUGGCCGUCAGCACGGGCAGCACCGGGGUGGUGCCACGCCUGGAGCAGCUGCUCAACAUGGACACCACGCCCUACACCGACAAGAUCAUCGCCGAGUACAUCUGGGUCGGAGGAUCUGGAAUCGACAUCAGAAGCAAAUCAAGGACAAUUUCAAAACCGGUGGAGGAUCCCUCAGAACUACCGAAAUGGAACUAUGAUGGGUCAAGCACAGGGCAAGCCCCCGGAGAAGACAGUGAAGUCAUUCUAUACCCCCAGGCUAUCUUCAAGGACCCAUUCCGAGGUGGCAACAACAUUUUGGUUAUCUGUGAUACCUACACGCCACAGGGUGAACCCCUUCCUACUAACAAACGGCACAGGGCUGCGCAAAUUUUUAGUGACCCAAAGGUCGUUGAACAAGUGCCAUGGUUUGGCAUAGAGCAAGAGUACACUUUGCUCCAGAAAGAUGUGAAUUGGCCUCUUGGUUGGCCUGUUGGAGGCUACCCUGGUCCCCAGGGUCCCUACUACUGUGCUGUAGGAGCAGACAAAUCAUUUGGCCGUGACAUAUCAGAUGCUCACUACAAGGCUUGCCUUUAUGCUGGAAUUAACAUUAGUGGAACAAACGGGGAGGUCAUGCCUGGUCAGUGGGAGUACCAAGUUGGACCUAGUGUUGGCAUUGAAGCAGGAGAUCACAUAUGGAUUUCAAGAUACAUUCUCGAGAGAAUCACAGAGCAAGCUGGGGUUGUCCUUACCCUUGAUCCAAAACCAAUUCAGGGUGACUGGAAUGGAGCUGGCUGCCACACAAAUUACAGCACAAAGACCAUGCGUGAAGAUGGAGGAUUUGAAGAUAUCAAGAGAGCAAUCCUGAAUCUUUCUCUGCGCCAUGAUUUGCAUAUUAGUGCAUACGGAGAAGGAAAUGAAAGAAGAUUGACAGGGAAGCAUGAGACCGCUAGCAUCGAGACCUUCUCAUGGGGUGUGGCAAACCGUGGCUGCUCUGUUCGUGUGGGGCGAGAUACCGAGGCAAAAGGGAAAGGUUACCUAGAAGACCGUCGCCCGGCAUCAAACAUGGACCCAUACAUUGUGACGGGGCUACUGGCUGAAACAACAAUUCUCUGGCAACCAACCCUUGAAGCGGAGGUUCUUGCCGCCAAGAAGCUGGCGCUGAAGGUAUGAAGCAGUUGAAGGAUGUUUCAGGCACGAAUAAACAGGCCCACAACAAAAUUGAUUCUGCUGUUCACUGGCCUUGGUCCCGCGACUCUGCUCGGCGCCACUCUGUACAAAAUUAAUUACCAUUUCUGGACCACAUUGUCUUUGAUUCAUCGGUUACGGUUGUUACAUUUUGCUUGGACACCAUCACACCAUGUUUGGACUUGGCCUGUACUUUUUGUAGCAAUUUUUGUGGCAAGUGAAGUUCGAAUUGGGCUUCACUCUCGGUCAGGGCCAGGAGCCCAGGAUGCAACAUUGCAACCGGAAAAAAAGUUCAAUUUAUCU
Molecule: messenger RNA, 1829 nt
Organism: Sorghum bicolor (sorghum)
Lineage: Eukaryota; Viridiplantae; Streptophyta; Magnoliopsida; Poales; Poaceae
Product: glutamine synthetase, chloroplastic
Exons: 14
Coding region: 18-1511 (497 amino acids)
Cellular component (GO): cytoplasm
Molecular function (GO): glutamine synthetase activity
Source: RefSeq, a predicted model, not a curated record